CCAGCCACAGCCACAGCCAGCAGCAACCAACCCAAAAAAAAAAGGGAAUAGAAAAGACCGAGGGCCCCACGAGUCAGUGACCACGAUGCGUCGACGACCGACAUCCCCGAACAAAAUCUCCUCCUCCCCACCCUCGGAAUUCGGGCCGCGCUCCACUAAUCCUCAAUCUCGGUCGCUAAUGGCGUGCUGAUCUGCUGCCCACCGUCGCAUAUAGCAGGACACAGGACGCGCUUUAUUCCCCCCCUGUCCCUGUGUGUGAGCUUCAUCGAAGUUUUAAUCCCAUUCCCGUGCCCGUGCCGUGCCGUCCCUAUCACGCCGGAUCGCCACCCGCUGGCGCUGCCCCCUCUCCCCACCCCACUCCGCCCCACCUCCGCGCCUCAGAUCCACCCCCAAUCCGGCAACCCUAGCGCCGGGUUCCUCCUCCUCGUCUCCGACCGCCGCCUCCGCCGCGCCGCCUCCAUUGCCAGAGGUGAUCGAGGGGGAGAGGGACACAGAGCUUGGGUGGUCGGAUUAGGGAGAGAGAGAGGGAGGGGAGGAUGUCCAGAAGGUCGGUGAACCCGAGCCGGCGGGUGUCGGACGGGAGUCUGCCGUCCGUCGGCGGCCUGUUCCACCCCAAGUCACGCUCGCCUCCCGUGCUCACCAUUGCCCUCGUCGUCCUGGGUGUCAUUCUUCUCAUCGCCUACUUCAACAGCAGCUCAGGUGUAACUGUUACAAGCAGAGAGUCUGUGACCAGGUCUGAAGGUUCUUGCACAUCAGAAGUUAUGCGGGCGCUUCCAUAUCUUAAAAAGGCAUAUGGCAAUGCCAUGCAAAAGGUUCUCCAUGUAGGCCCUGAUAGUUGUACAGUAGUUUCUAAUUUGUUGAAAGAAGGAAAGGUUGAAGCUUGGGGAGUGGAGCCUUAUGAUUUGGAGGAUACUGACAGUACUUGCAAAAGCCUCGUGCGCAAGGGCUUCGUCCGUAUGUCUGAUAUUAAGUUCCCCCUUCCAUACCGUCCAGAUUCUUUUAAUCUUGUUGUCGUGUCAGAUGCUUUAGAUUAUCUGACCCCAAGGUAUCUGAACAAAACGCUUCCUGAUUUAGCAAGGGUUUCCACAGAUGGCCUUGUUAUUUUUGCUGGCAAUCCAGGUCAGCAGAAAGCUAAGGUCUCAGAACUACCAAAAUUUGGAAGACCGGCAAAAUUGCGGAGUUCUUCAUGGUGGACACGAUACUUUGUCCAGACUGGCUUAACAGAGAACGAAGGGCCACUGAAGAAAUUUGAAGAGGCUACAUCCAAGAACAAAUACAAACCAGAUUGUCAGAUCUUCCACCUAAGUUCGCCAAGGUGAUGCGCAUCCACAGCACCUUGGAUUGUUGUCACACCAGUUUUGUAAGCAACAUCUUUGCUUACCCCGCGUUGACUUGCUCAUCUUUCAUGUGGAGGAAUCGUCACACAAACAGAGCCAGCCAUCAGCAAUAGGUUAGCUUAUGUAGAGAGGGAGAGAGGCUUCGACACUUGUUGCUAGAAAUUCAUUCUGGAAAUUAAAUUAUGUGUACCACUUACCAAUGAUUGCAAAUUGGAGCCCGCUGGGAUAUAUAUGUAAGAACUUUACGCUGUUGUACUACUCUGCUAUCCAUGGUGUAUUGGUGUGUCAGGUGUUCACCGAGCAGUUUGAAAUGUACUAAGCUCUUGAUGA
Sorghum bicolor (sorghum) is the source of this 1667-nucleotide messenger RNA. RefSeq lists its product as uncharacterized. Bases 537 to 1319 code for a protein of 260 amino acids. Gene Ontology annotation, biological process: pectin metabolic process. Gene Ontology annotation, molecular function: methyltransferase activity. The record is from RefSeq and is a predicted model, not a curated record. Lineage: Eukaryota; Viridiplantae; Streptophyta; Magnoliopsida; Poales; Poaceae. The transcript has 7 exons.